UCAUUCUGUAAAUAUGCAAAUAAUUUUGAAAAUAUAACAUAGUGUCAAUGUGGCAAAGAAAUUUGCAAUAUUACAAUAAUUGCAUAUGUACGCACUGGCCUGUUGAAUAUCGAAAAUGUUUCAAUUCUGCUGAAACGGACUGCAAUAACAUCUUGUCAGUAUUGUGAUAGUUUGCUUUGUUCUCCAGAACAUUAAUAUGCAGAACUGUGUUCUAUUCUUAUCAUUGUCUCUUAUUAAAAACAAAUAACAACGGGGUAUGCUUUCACUCCGGAAUAUUUCUGUUCAUGUUUGUAGCUCAGUGUGUUACGGGAAUAGAUCUUUCUGGAUAUUUCUCUUGAACUGGAUUGGUUCCGCUUUUCGAAUUUUUCUAAAUGUGACCGAAAUAGUUUCUUAUAAAUUAUGGACAUAUUAGAUAAAUAUACUGUAUUACCUUUUUCGAACAGAACGCUUAAUUCAAGCUCUACACCUGUGGCACAAUCAGGAUUUUCGUCUGCCAUUUACAUCGUUUGGGAUGUUCUUUAUGGACUUCUUUCUGUAACCACAGUCAUAGGAAACACUCUUAUUCUCAUGUGUCUCUCCAAAUUCCGAGACAGCACGAGCAGUAUCCACAUACUGAUCGGAAACCUCGCUGUGUCCGACCUCAUUAUGGGAGGUUUGUUACUUCCGUAUUGCAUUAUAUUGGACGCGAUGCAGCUAAAUUCUGAAAAAUAUUUGUGUCUAGUUAAAGUUUCGCUGAUAGUGUUCGCCAUCGGUAUAUCUGCAUAUGGUCUACUGUUGGUAUCAAUUGACAGGUUUUCUGCUGUGUGUUUCCCGUUCAAACACCACAAAACUUUGAGUUCGAAAAAAGUACUCAUCAUGCUGGCGAUCGGCUGGACAUAUGUGGCUAUAUUUGCUUUCCUCCCCCUAUCCGGUUGGAAUUUUUACGAUGUGAAUUUACCGUACAGCUGCACGCAAGAUAAAGUUUUGACGCCAAUUUAUGCCAAAGUCAUGAAUGGACACUUCAUCCUUCUUUUGAGUAUCAAUUUUAUUCUUUACAUAAUCGUUAUUCGAAUCUCUAUGAAGAAGGCGAGAAAGGUCUAUGCUACACAGAAGUUUGCUUCCGAGUACCGAGCAAAUAUGAGAGAAUUAUACCGGGUCAAAACGAUGGCAAUGGUUCAAGGCCUUUUCGCUGUUUGCUGGUUCCCAUACGUUUCAGUUUCUAUAGCGAUAACUUUUACGGAGAACCAGGUGUUGCAGCAGACACAAUACUGGUGUGUUAUUCCGGGUUUGCUAAAUUCGGCCGUCAACUGGAUUGUCUAUGGAUACAGAAAUGAGCAACUACGCAGACAAUUUAAAAAACACUUCAAAUGUAUAUGCAGAUUUUAAUAUCUAAUGUUGUUAUAUGCGUGUUCUUUAUUCGUGUAUGUGUGACUAUAAUGAAACUAUACAUAUGACCACAAAAUGUGUAACAUUGAUUCCAACAUCAUGAUGAUCAGAUCCAUAACUUAUUGAUGAAGCUUUGAACUUUAGAGUAUCCAUUAUGUUCGGUUGAUGAUUAUUCUCUUUGGUGGAGCUUAAAACGGCUUUUAGUUAUCAUUAUAUUGCUAAUUCUAGUUCAUGUGUGAUAAAUUAAGCGUCACUCGGCUGUUGUCAGUUAUAUUCCUUUGAGAGCAUCUCUUAAAUAGACAUUCAACAGUCUGUUACGUACCUUAUUGG
This is a messenger RNA of Mercenaria mercenaria, 1695 nucleotides long. RefSeq names its product adenosine receptor A2b-like. The coding region runs from base 400 to 1365 and encodes 321 amino acids. Gene Ontology annotation, biological process: G protein-coupled receptor signaling pathway. The transcript has a single exon. Gene Ontology annotation, cellular component: membrane. The record is from RefSeq and is a predicted model, not a curated record. Lineage: Eukaryota; Metazoa; Mollusca; Bivalvia; Venerida; Veneridae. Gene Ontology annotation, molecular function: G protein-coupled receptor activity.